AGAAGGGAUAAGACGCGGCGCGGCGGUUCGAAAAGUAAAAUCAACUUAACCAAUAAAUAGACUAACCUGCUCGUUGACAAUAUCAGUUAUUGUCAAAAACAUCUUCCGCUAUAGUUCGCUGGUCAUACAUAUGAACUUUUGAUUUGUUGCUGUGGUGUGCUACGUCGUCGGUCGUCUACACACUCUCGCGUCUUUGGUUAUUUUUUCUCUCUGUAGUUCAUUUUGUAUUAUUAAUCCGUCGUCGUCAUGUUGCGUCGUGCAGUUUUAUUGUUCGCGUUACCUUGUGUAAUUUUGGGCGCUGUUAUUUCGUCCAGCGAUACGGGCAACGAGAAUUUCAGACAAGCUCGCAAAGAAGACCCAUCCAAAUGGAAGGUGGCCAGCAAAUUCUUGGAAGACUGUAUGGGUCAAGAGUACUCCGAAAUGGCUCACUGUUUCGGCGUGAAAACCGUCGCCGUCAUUGACCGAGCUUCCCGCAUGAAUAGCAUCUCAAUCCUGCCCGGAGUCACUUUCGUAGCUGAUAACGAAGAACUUCAACGUUCUGGCCGAGCUUUGAUGACCGAGGAAGAAAUCGAAAACACCAUUUCGGCCGAUCCUAAUGAAAAAAGCUCUAAAUUGAUGGACUUGCUGUUCGACUCCGUAGGCAGAUUCUUGCAAACGCACACUUUACAAUUCAGAAUACCGAAAUCCAGCUCUCACGAAUUGCAAAGAGCUUUAGACGAAGGACGUGCCAAAAUCAAGAAGAAGUUGCUCCCAUUCUUGGGUCUAUUGGCUGUGAAAAUCUUCGCUUUAUUGCCUCUCUUACUGGGAGCCGUCGGUUUCCUCGCCUUGAAAGCUCUGCUCAUCGGUAAAAUCGCCUUGGUUAUCGCCGGUAUCUUGGCUUUACAAAAAUACUCUCACGGAGGCAGCUUCAGCGGUUUCAGUAAAUUGACCGACGGAUUCGCUCCGGCCGGAAGCAGCUACAGCGCGCCAGUCAGCAGCCCUGGCGGAUACUACAGACGCAGCAUCGAAGACCAAGCUGCCGCUCAACACCUCGCUUACAGCGCCCAAGUACCUCAGGAAAUCUCAUCGUAAAACACCUUGCUCGAAAACCUCAUCUUUUUCACUGCCUGUUUUACUUUCUCGAGUAUAUAAAUGUAUAACUCUACCAACUUUUAAAACUUUCCUCACCUCAUCUCAUUCAUCGAUGAUGAUGAGGUGUGUUAAAGUAUACAUUCAUAACGAUGACUUUCGAUAAGAUAACCUUAUACUUUCCACUUUUUUUUUGGGUCUUAUUCCUAGAUUUUAGAUACCCCUUUUUCCCUUAUCUCUCGAUUCCAAUUAAUUUAAGAUUUCAUUUCCUUCGUCCCUUUUCCCUUUUCCCUCCCUGUUAUUAUUUUUUACGCGUAGUCUCAAGACCCAAAUAUUUCUUUUCAUUUUGCUAGAAUGAUGAUGAUAAAGUACAAGUUUUUCUUUUUCUCUUAAGUUAUAUAAAUUUUAGUUUCUAAGUUAUUUAUUUUUCUUUCUUUCUUUAUUAAUUUAUUUUCUUUCUUUUUUUUAUAGAAAUCUCUUCUUUGUUAUUAUUUUUUUGUAUUUUUUUACUAUUUUUUUUCUUCUUUUUAAUUACUUAAUCGAAGCUAUAUACGUAAACGCACGUGCUCUUCUAAUCUAUCUAUACCUACCAACGAUUGUGCCAAUAUUUUAUUUAAAUUUUUCGCGUGUACUUUAAAAAAUUGCAAAUAAUUUUCGAUAUAGAAAGCAAUUACCAGAAUGGGUAUCCGCUUUCUGUAGCGAAGAUUUUCACAAUUUAUUACCAAUUUUUUACUUUACCAAAUUUAUCGUAAUAAUAUUUACACAAUCAAAAGAAAGAGAAAAAAAGAAAAAUUUCUUCAAAAUGCAUUAAGAUGUACUUUCUUUUUUGUAAUGAAACGACUGAAUAAAAUAAAUACGUUAUUGAAAAAU
Planococcus citri (citrus mealybug) is the source of this 1938-nucleotide messenger RNA. RefSeq lists its product as uncharacterized. Gene Ontology annotation, cellular component: membrane. The transcript is spliced from 2 exons. NCBI's taxonomy places the organism in Eukaryota, Metazoa, Arthropoda, Insecta, Hemiptera, Pseudococcidae. Bases 247 to 1071 code for a protein of 274 amino acids. The record is from RefSeq and is a predicted model, not a curated record.